ACCUCGGCUCGAGAAGGUGCUUUAGUCUGAAGAUGGCGGCCUCAGCAGCGCGAGGUGCUGCGGCGCUGCGUAGAAGUAUCAAUCAGCCGGUUGCUUUUGUGAGAAGAAUUCCUUGGACUGCGGCGUCGAGUCAGCUGAAAGAACACUUUGCACAGUUCGGCCAUGUCAGAAGGUGCAUUUUACCUUUUGACAAGGAGACUGGCUUUCACAGAGGUUUGGGUUGGGUUCAGUUUUCUUCAGAAGAAGGACUUCGGAAUGCACUACAACAGGAAAAUCAUAUUAUAGAUGGAGUAAAGGUCCAGGUUCACACUAGAAGGCCAAAACUUCCGCAAACAUCUGAUGAUGAAAAGAAAGAUUUUUGAGACUGCAGCCUAUUAAUAAAGUUAACAUAACUGAGAA
Molecule: messenger RNA, 399 nt
Organism: Pan troglodytes (chimpanzee)
Lineage: Eukaryota; Metazoa; Chordata; Mammalia; Primates; Hominidae
Gene: SLIRP
Product: SRA stem-loop interacting RNA binding protein
Exons: 4
Coding region: 33-362 (109 amino acids)
Molecular function (GO): RNA binding
Source: RefSeq, a predicted model, not a curated record